AUGGCAAAGCCUCGUGAGGGGUUGCCGGGUAAUUCCGGCCACAUACAUGUAUCUCUUGUGGACAAAUCCGGCAACAACCUCUUUUAUCGCCGUGAGAAAGAUUUGAAGCCUCCAUUUGAGGGCCUGGCAUACGUUUCGGAUAUUGGACGGCAAUUUCUGGCUGGACUGCUUGAUGGGCUGCCGGACAUCAUGCCUAUCGUUGCACCAACCAUCAAUUCUUACAAGCGACUUGUCGAAAACUUCUGGGCCCCCGUGACGGUAUCCUGGGGUCUGGAACACCGUGCAGCGUCGAUACGGCUCAUUGCACCACCCACAGGUAGCGCCAAGGCAACUAGAUUUGAAGUCAGGGUUGCUGGCGCAGAUGCUAAUCCCUUCCUCGUCUUAGCUGCAGUACUCGGGCUUGGAUGGAGAGGGGUGGAAAAGAAAAUGGCGAUCAAGACGCCCCCCUUAGGCAAAGGAGAGGAUGUAGGAGGGGCAUCUGAUCAGGGACUGAGACUGGCCAAGUCAUUGAAAGAGGCAACGACGCAGAUGAUGCGGGAAGGCAGCGUGGCCAGGGAAGUCUUUGGGAACGAUUUUGUGGAACAUUUUGGAGGAACAAGAGAGCAUGAGAUUCACGCGACUGGCCCCUCCGACGCCACCUCUGCUAUCCUUAUCAUCUAUGAUGUCUUUGGCUACUCAGAUCAAGCGAUACAGGGAGCUGACAUCCUCGCACAUGCCGAUGGGCCCGACCAUCAGUACCGCGUCUUCAUGCCCGACUUCUUCUACGGUAAACCGCUAGCCUUGGAGGUUUUCCCUCCCAACACGGAGGAGAAACAGAAGCAAUUUGGUGAUUUCUUUGCCGGACCAGCGGAGCCUGGGAUGACUUCCAAAAAGGUUCUAGAUCUGGUCAAAGAGAUCGGUGGCACUUCUGAAGGGAAGGGUAUCCAGAAAUGGGGCAGCCUGGGAGCGUGCUGGGGAGGCAAGAUCGUUUCCCUAACCGCCCAAUCUGGCACCCCCUUCAGUGUGGGCGCCGAGGUACAUCCGGCGAUGAUUGAUCCCAAUGAUGCCAAGGGCAUUCAGAUUCCAGUGUGCAUGCUGGCGUCUGGAGACGAAGAUAAGGAGGCCGUGCAGAAGUGGAAGGAGGCGCAUCCGGGGGAGAACCAUGUAGAGACUUUUGAGGAUCAGGUCCAUGGCUGGAUGGGUGCUAGAGGUGACUUAAAGGACGCGCGGGUGAAAGCAGAAUAUGAGAGAGGCUAUAAGACUUUGUUGGAGUUUUACCAUAAAUAUCUAUAG
Bacidia gigantensis is the source of this 1272-nucleotide messenger RNA. RefSeq lists its product as uncharacterized. The coding region runs from base 1 to 1272 and encodes 423 amino acids. The record is from RefSeq and is a predicted model, not a curated record. The transcript has 3 exons. NCBI's taxonomy places the organism in Eukaryota, Fungi, Ascomycota, Lecanoromycetes, Lecanorales, Ramalinaceae. Gene Ontology annotation, molecular function: glutamine synthetase activity; hydrolase activity.